Molecule: messenger RNA, 711 nt
Organism: Botrytis byssoidea
Lineage: Eukaryota; Fungi; Ascomycota; Leotiomycetes; Helotiales; Sclerotiniaceae
Exons: 4
Coding region: 1-711 (236 amino acids)
Source: RefSeq, a predicted model, not a curated record
AUGAAUCAAGCAGCACGCGCCUUGAGUGAAAUAUCACAAAGCAUUAACUCCAACAAGAAACUUCCUCCUUUGGAUCCCUAUGAAGGUCUAGAUGCACCUCCACAACUCGAGUACAAAGAUCAGAUCUCCUGGAUUGCUAGCCACGCAAAUAAUUACGCUCCUUCUGCCAUAGUUCUCUCCCAAGCAAAGUCAAGCUCAUGGCAACAAAUGCUCGCGAGUCUCGAGGCAAUCAAUAGAAUCCGUCAUCCAAAUGUUGGAGAGGCAUAUAUCAAGUGGAGAAGUCAAGACAUGCUUGUCAAGCGUCUCUGGGAGGAUGUGAAAUUCCCUGGCGUAGAUCCAGAUCCGGUCUAUACACAAAUCCGAAGAAAGUACUGCACCGCUGUCAGAAAAUUAAUCAAUGAAAAGGCAGAACAAGAAGAGGAUGAUACUAGUGCUCUUAUCUUUCUCAAUGAAACUUACAGCAAGAAACUCAUGUUAGCACGCAGAUUAGAGGUUAGUACUGAGAGCUUCUCUGACCGUAUUCGCGCUAUCAAGGCUAAGAAGGCGAAGGAGGCUGAAGAAGCCGAGAAGAGAAUCAAAGAGAUCGAGGCAGAAGAAGAGAGAGAAGAGAUGAUGGAGCAUGGUGGAGACGAGGAAUUUGUGGUUUUGGAGAUGGAAGAUGCGGAUGAUGAGGAUUACGAAUGGGAGGGUGAUGAUUGGGAUAUGUCGUGA